AUGUCAGCGAACAUCCGGGCAGAAGGCACGGACGACGAGAAAGAUUCGAGGGUCUUCGCAGGUGCUGCGGACAUCACUCUUCCGGAAGAAAAGAUGAGAAAGUCUGCAAGGGCAGGUCACGAGUCUUUCCUGGAAGAUGAAUCGCUGCGGUGCAAAAAUGUGAGGCCUCGUCAAGACAUGGUCCGCCAACUCGGCAGCACUGCCGGUGCGAGCUCCCAGCGAGUCUCACUACACGGUCAACGUCGGUCAGUCUCCUUCGAGAGUUCUGGUUCCUCGAACCUGUCAGCUUCGUGGCACAGCGCUAAGUCCGAGACGAGACGAAGGGCAUUGCCACUGCAGCCUGGCCCGGUGGCAUCACAAACGCGGGGGCCCCGCGUCUCGGGCAAUAGAGUUGUUGUGGAGAACGAUGAGAGGCUCCAGCCGGCUUAUCCAAAGCCUGCAGAGCAUGCUGGGUUUGUGAUUCUUCGAAUCACACCUAAGCACUUCAGCCCCCUGGGGACGACUUUCCGGGAUGUGCAAGUUGGCUUUCAUUCGAACAGCUUUGUUGUCAGAGCGCUUGACUGCGAAGGCUAUACCUGGACGGCUUCCUCAAGUAGCCUUCCGGGAGGCCUGGUGGUGGACUGCUGCAAGUUCAAGAUCGAUCCGACCGGCAAGGAUGUGACUAUUCAUCUCUGCAAGGCAGAUAGGGAUCCGAAGUGGUGGAGCGUGACCUGCCUAGAGCUAAAGCGCCCAUAUAACCAGCACAAACGGCCAGAUUUUCCUAGGCAGCACAAGGCUUCGUAG
Messenger RNA from Symbiodinium sp. CCMP2592, 783 nucleotides. NCBI's taxonomy places the organism in Eukaryota, Dinophyceae, Suessiales, Symbiodiniaceae. The record is from the annotation of a GenBank genome assembly.